Aspergillus candidus is the source of this 1225-nucleotide messenger RNA. Its product is annotated as H(+)-transporting V0 sector ATPase subunit c''. The record is from RefSeq and is a predicted model, not a curated record. Gene Ontology annotation, molecular function: proton-transporting ATPase activity, rotational mechanism. Gene Ontology annotation, cellular component: proton-transporting V-type ATPase, V0 domain. Gene Ontology annotation, biological process: proton transmembrane transport. Bases 147 to 746 code for a protein of 199 amino acids. The transcript has 5 exons. Lineage: Eukaryota; Fungi; Ascomycota; Eurotiomycetes; Eurotiales; Aspergillaceae.
GGAAAAGCAGCUGAUUCCCGUCUGAAGAGCUUCCUCGGUUCUACUUCCCUCAGUCCCUCGUGACUUCGCCGAGUGUCUUGAGGAUUACUUUCUCCUACUGUUUGAUCUUGUCGGUUGUCUAGCUCCGGCGACGAGUGGCAGUCAUCAUGGUUCUCGCGUAUUCCGGCGGUGCUGCAACCGUGUCACUCCUGGUGAUCGGAGGCUAUAUGCUAUUCCAUGGGGAUGGUGAACAGUUUAAUGUCGGCCAUUUCCUCGAGUCGGUGUCUCCCUACGCCUGGGCGACCAUUGGUAUUGCGAUGUGUAUUGGCUUGUCGGUAGUGGGCGCCGCAUGGGGUAUCUUCCUGACAGGCUCCUCGAUCGUCGGCGGAGGCGUCAAGGCGCCCCGGAUUCGAACGAAGAACCUGAUUUCGAUUAUCUUCUGUGAGGUCGUCGCUAUCUACGGUGUGAUCAUGGCGAUCGUGUUCUCGUCCAAGCUCAACCUGGUCGACAAUGAUGAGAUCCUGUCGGGAAGCAGCUACUAUACGGGAUAUGCUCUUUUCUGGGGCGGGAUCACCGUCGGCGCAUGUAACUUGAUCUGCGGUAUCUCUGUCGGUAUCAACGGAAGUGGUGCGGCCCUUGCCGAUGCCGCCGACCCCAGCCUGUUCGUCAAGAUCCUGGUCAUCGAGAUCUUCAGCUCCGUCCUCGGUCUAUUCGGCCUGAUCGUGGGACUUUUGAUCGGAGGAAAGGCGACCGAUUUUGGAGCUUAAACAGCGGAGAGCAUGUCUUCUCCGGAAGAAGACGUCAUGGUGCCGGAAGAAACCAUUUGUAUGACUUAUUAUCUGUUCUUUUUCUCCUCUUAUAUACCGCAUUGAGGCGUAUGGGUCCGAUUUGACUGUAGGGUCGUUUGGGUGCGUUACUGGCUAUCCCCCUAAAUUGGCGGUGAUAGACCAGAUGGUGUUGAUGGCAUGCGAUAGGGUAUCGGCGAUGGGAUUGCGUGUGGCCGUGCCAGUGUUGUCUCUUCUUGUACAUCGCAUUGACCUCUGGGGAUCGACAAGAACGAUCAGGUCAUGUUCCGGCGUGAAUACCCCGCCGUUGGGUCUCUACGCUUGCCUAUUCCAACUGGCAAUUUCAGAUAUGGAAUGAAAUGAUCAAAGCUUAUGGACUUUCGAAGGGCUUCCGUAUCUUAGGUUGAUGGAGGAUAGGGAAAAGGAUCAUAGCUUUCGAAAGUGCUUUUCUCCAUGUUUUC